AUGGCCGACAAUGCUUAUCCUCAGGUGGUCCUGGGAGACCAGUCCGCCGCGAGUUCACCGUUCCCGGCAGUGGAGGACCGCCGCCAUCCUUUUUGCCGCGACCCUGAGGGCUGGGGGCCGAUCAGCUCUCACAGAUAUGAUUUCACGCCUUGCUUUUUAGAUACCUGGGUGCUCUUCGUCGCCCUCUGGGGCCUUGUGAUGGGUGCCGGAGCUCUGUGGCUGCUGUUGCGGCGUCGAGUGCCCCAGCCGGUGGGGAAGAAUUGGCAUUUCUAUGCAAAGCUGUCCCUUAUCUGGAUCAUAGUCCUCCUCGUUGCCCUCCAAGCCUCCCUUCAAAUCGAAAGACUGCCCGGAACGUGGUUUCAAGAUUUCAGAUUCUGGACAGCAGUACUACUGCUCGCUUCGUUGGUGGUUAUAUAUAUGGUUCAGUACUAUGAGCAUUGGCGAAGCCGGCAGCCAAACGGAGUUGUUCUUUUCUACUGGGUCUUCUACAUUAUUAUCCACGCCGUGAAGCUUCGUUCACUCGUUUCACGAAAGGUCUACUUGGAACGACUACCUUAUUUUAUCAUUUUUAAUGCCAACCUUGGUUUUGCAAUUUUAGAAUUUGCUUUAGAAUACGUGGUUCCGAAGAAGCAAAGCGCUUACGAUGCUUUGGGUGACGAGGAUGAGUGUCCAUACGAGUAUGCCGAUAUUUUCUCGGUGUUAACCUUCUCGUGGAUGACCCCCCUGAUGAAGUAUGGCUACAAACAUUUUCUCACGCAAGAUGACCUAUGGAAUCUUCGCCAGAGAGACACAACUCGCGUGACCGGCGAUCAGCUCGGGAAGGUGUGGGAGCAAGAGUUGCAAAAGAAGCGGCCGUCACUCUGGCGCGCUCUCUUCAAGGCUUUCAGCGGGCCAUAUGUUCGAGGAGCCUUGGUCAAAACCUGGAGUGAUAUUUUUGCGUUCGCCCAGCCGCAGUUGCUACGCCUAUUGAUAUCUUUUGUUGAGUCUUACCGUGGUUCUAACCCUCAACCGGCCGCUCGCGGUGUUGCUAUCGCCGUGGCAAUGUUCGCCGCAUCUGUCGUUCAGACUAUUUGUCUUCAUCAAUAUUUCCAGCGGGCCUUUGAAACCGGGAUGCGUGUGAAAUCCUCGCUAACGGCGAUGAUUUACACCAAGUCUCUGAAAUUGUCGAAUGAAGGGCGUGCGUCCAAAUCUACAGGAGAUAUUGUUAACCACAUGGCUGUUGAUCAACAGCGACUUUCGGAUUUAGCACAAUACGGCAUGCAGCUGUGGUCGGCACCAUUUCAAAUUGUUCUUUGCAUGGUAUCGUUAUACCAGCUUGUUGGGCUGAGCAUGCUUGCUGGUAUUGGUGCUAUGAUCCUGAUGAUCCCCCUAAAUGGAUUAAUUGCAAAGAUGAUGAAGAAUCUUCAAAUUAAGCAAAUGAGAAACAAAGACCAGAGGACCCGGUUGAUGACGGAAAUCUUAAACAAUAUGAAAAGCAUCAAGCUCUACGCGUGGAACACCGCUUUUAUGAACAAACUCAACCAUGUUCGCAACGAUCUUGAGUUAAAUACCUUGAGGAAAAUCGGCGCGACCCAGUCAAUCGCCAACUUUACAUGGUCGUCUACGCCUUUCCUCGUCUCAUGUUCCACCUUUGCCGUCUUCGUUCUAACCAAUGAUAAACCAUUAACAACGGAAAUAGUCUUCCCAGCAUUGACACUUUUCAAUCUCCUUACUUUCCCGCUAUCUAUUCUACCGAUGGUUAUUACCUCAAUUAUCGAAGCCUCUGUUGCAGUCAAUCGCCUAAAAUCGUAUUUCACCGCCGACGAGCUCCAGGCCGAUGCUGUUUUGCACCAAGACCCAGUUACACAUGUCGGCGAUGAGUCUGUGCGGAUUAGAGACGCUACCUUCACUUGGGAUAGGCACGAAGGCCGACAUGUGUUGGAGAACAUCGACUUUAGUGCACGCAAGGGAGAACUGAGCUGCAUAGUAGGCCGCGUUGGGGCGGGCAAAUCCUCCUUGCUUCAAGCAUUGCUAGGUGACCUUUGGAAGAUCAAUGGCGAAGUGGUUCUGCGUGGACGUGUUGCUUAUGUCGCGCAACAAUCGUGGGUGAUGAACGCAAGCGUAAGGGAGAAUAUAGUGUUUGGUCAUCGCUGGGACCCUCAUUUUUACAACCUGACAGUUGAAGCAUGCGCACUUCUAGAUGACUUUCAGAUUCUUCCAGAUGGUGAUCAAACCGAGGUUGGAGAGCGAGGGAUUUCGCUUUCCGGCGGCCAAAAGGCUCGUUUGACGUUGGCUCGCGCAGUGUAUGCUCGAGCUGACAUCUAUCUUCUCGACGACGUGCUAUCGGCAGUUGAUCAACAUGUUGGUAGGCAUAUUAUCAAUCGGGUUUUGGGUCGACAUGGAAUUCUAUGCACGAAAACGAGGAUUCUUUCCACGAACUCAAUUCCUGUUUUGAAAGAAGCCGACUUCAUUGGACUUUUGCGAAGCGGAACUAUCAUUGAGAAAGGCACUUAUGAGCAGCUACUGGCCAUGAAGGGCGAGGUAGCAUCUCUGGUUCGAUCCGCAAUCAACGAAGACGAUACAACCUCCGAUGCAAGCAGUAGGGAGGACGAGAGUCCUAGGUCAUCUGAGACACUCACCGCCAUGGAGACCAGCGAAGAGGACAAUAUGUCAGAAGUUGAGGAAGCUCAGGAGCGCUUGGCGCCACUUGCUCCCAUUAGAAGCAGCGGCGGCAACAUCAGGCGAGGAAGCAUGGCUACUUUAAGACGGGCCAGCACAGCCAGUCCGGAGAAUGUGAGGGGAAAAUUCGUGGACGAAGAAGGCGGUGCCAAAACAAAACAAACCAAAGAGUUUAUGGAGCAAGGCAAGGUGAAAUGGAGCGUUUACGGCGAGUAUGCCAAAACAAGUAAUCUCUAUGCUGUUGGCCUGUACUUUAUCGCCCUCCUUUCUGCUCAUUCAAUCCAGGUCGCCGGCAACUUUUGGUUGAAGAGGUGGUCCGAGAUCAAUGAAAUCGAAGGACGGAACCCUAACAUUGGAAAAUAUAUUGGAAUCUACUUCGCCUUUGGUAUUGGGGCUUCUGCUUUGGUCAUUUUGCAAACUCUUAUUCUUUGGAUAUUCUGUUCUAUUGAGGCGUCUCGUAAACUUCACGAGCGAAUGGCUUUUGCGAUAUUCAGAUCUCCAAUGAGCUUCUUCGAAACUACUCCAGCUGGUCGAAUCCUUAAUCGGUUUUCAAGUGAUAUCUAUCGUGUCGACGAAAUUCUUGCGCGCACGUUCAAUAUGCUUUUUACAAAUUCUGCUCGUGCCAUUUUUACAAUGGUUGUCAUUUCAAUCUCCACCCCCCCGUUCCUCGUCAUGAUACUACCUCUUGGCUUCGUAUAUUUCAGUUAUCAAAAGUAUUACCUACGCACAUCUCGAGAACUCAAGCGUCUCGAUAGCGUUACCAAAAGUCCUAUCUUUGCGCACUUUCAAGAGACACUCGGAGGUAUUUCGACGAUCCGUGCAUUCAGGCAGCAGAAGCGAUUUGCCCUGGAGAAUGAAUGGCGAACCGACGCAAAUCUUCGUGCAUACUUUCCUUCUAUAAAUGCCAACAGAUGGCUUGCGGUUCGACUGGAGUUCAUCGGCUCCGUGGUUAUUCUUGCGGCUGCCCUCUUGUCCAUCAUCGCAGUGGCAACUGGCAGACAUGUUUCGGCGGGUAUGGUCGGUCUCGCAAUGUCGUACGCUCUCAACAUCACUCAAUCAUUGAACUGGAUUGUCCGCCAAACCGUGGAGGUAGAAACCAACAUCGUUUCCGUUGAGAGGGUAUUAGAAUAUGCCAGCUUGCCGAGCGAAGCACCCGAUGUGAUUUUCAAGCAUCGUCCCGCAUUAAGUUGGCCGUCGCAGGGCGGUGUAGCUUUUGACCAUUAUAGCACCCGAUACAGAGCCGGCUUAGACCUCGUUCUGAAGGAUGUCUGCUUGGAAUUCAAGCCGCACGAAAAAAUCGGAGUUGUAGGGCGAACCGGUGCAGGGAAAAGUUCACUGACCCUCGCUCUAUUCCGAAUCAUCGAGGCAGCUGAAGGGCGCAUAUGUUCAAUUGGCUUAUUCGACCUACGUGGCCGGCUGGCAAUCAUUCCUCAAGAUGCAGCCCUUUUUGAAGGAACAGUUCGAGACAAUCUCGAUCCUCGCCACGUUCACGAUGACACGGAGCUAUGGAGUGUUUUGGAACAUGCACGACUGAGAGAUCAUGUUGCGAGUUUGCCGGGGCAGUUGGAUGCUCAGGUUCACGAAGGAGGAUCAAACCUUAGUCAAGGACAAAGACAAUUGAUUUCUCUCGCCAGAGCCUUGCUCACACCGAGCAACAUCCUUGUUUUGGACGAAGCCACUGCCGCAGUCGAUGUGGAGACCGAUGCACUGCUCCAACGAAUGUUGAGAAGUAACAUCUUUCAAAACCGAACGAUAAUCACUAUCGCGCACCGAAUCAAUACCAUCCUCGAUAGCGAUCGGAUCGUUGUUCUGGAUCGUGGCCGGGUCGUUGAAUUUGACACACCGAGCGAACUGAUCAAACGCGGCGGGCAAUUCUACACACUAGUCAAGGAAGCAGGUCUGUUAGACGGCGGUGAAUCUGCCGCUCUAUCGUCAGCUUCGUAG
This is a messenger RNA of Uncinocarpus reesii 1704, 4602 nucleotides long. RefSeq lists its product as uncharacterized. The record is from RefSeq and is a predicted model, not a curated record. Bases 1 to 4602 code for a protein of 1533 amino acids. Lineage: Eukaryota; Fungi; Ascomycota; Eurotiomycetes; Onygenales; Onygenaceae. The transcript is spliced from 9 exons. Gene Ontology annotation, cellular component: membrane. Gene Ontology annotation, biological process: transmembrane transport. Gene Ontology annotation, molecular function: ATP hydrolysis activity; ABC-type transporter activity; ATP binding.